AUGACAUCUUAUUCAGAAUCGAUAUGUUCUAUGUCGGAAGAUAAUAAUAAUAAUAAUUUUGAAACAUAUUCUCUUAUAUGGCUUGAUGCUUCAGUUAACUCAAAAGAUAAUAUUGAAACUCAAGCAAUGUUUCGAUCAUUUAUAAAUUGUUUACAAAUAUUCGAAAAUCUUGAUCAAUGUGAACAAUACAUGCAAUCAGUUUCAUCAGAUGAUCGAAUUGUUUUUGUUGUUAGUGGUAGUUUUGGUCAACAAAUUAUACCUAAAAUUUAUUCUCUUCAACAAAUUUUUUCAAUUUAUAUUUAUUGUGAAAAUCAACAGUUUCAUCAUCAAUGGGCUGAACAAUAUAUUAAAGUAAAAUGA
Messenger RNA from Adineta steineri, 360 nucleotides. Lineage: Eukaryota; Metazoa; Rotifera; Eurotatoria; Adinetida; Adinetidae. The record is from the annotation of a GenBank genome assembly.